This is a messenger RNA of Carassius auratus (goldfish), 1522 nucleotides long. Its product is annotated as methyl-CpG-binding domain protein 3-like. Gene Ontology annotation, molecular function: methyl-CpG binding. Bases 106 to 924 code for a protein of 272 amino acids. Gene Ontology annotation, biological process: negative regulation of transcription by RNA polymerase II; DNA methylation-dependent constitutive heterochromatin formation. The record is from RefSeq and is a predicted model, not a curated record. Gene Ontology annotation, cellular component: nucleus. Lineage: Eukaryota; Metazoa; Chordata; Actinopteri; Cypriniformes; Cyprinidae. The transcript has 7 exons.
UCUUGAUUCAGAUGUUCGAGCGGUGAGCGGAUCGAGAGCAGCGCCAGUGCCGUCUUUAACCCUAAACAUCCACAGCUUUUCCUCCAGAGAUACUCCGGGAGAAACAUGGAGAGGAAAAGGUGGGAGUGCUCGGCUCUCCCAAAUGGUUGGAAAAGGGAAGAAGUGACCAGAAAGUCGGGCUUGUCCGCGGGGAAAAGUGAUGUCUAUUAUUUUAGUCCAACAGGGAAGAAGUUUCGGAGUAAACCACAGCUGGCCCGGUAUCUGGGGAACUCCAUGGAUCUCAGCUCCUUUGAUUUCCGCACGGGGAAGAUGAUUAUGAGCAAGCUGAAUAAGAACCGACAGCGGCUUCGGCACGAUCCCAGUCAGAGCAAGGGUAAACCGGAUCUGAACACGUCACUGCCGGUCCGACAGACGGCGUCUAUCUUCAAACAGCCCGUCACUAAGGUCACGAAUCAUCCUAGCAACAAGGUUAAGACGGACACUCAGAAAGCUGUCGAGCAGCCCAGACAGCUGUUCUGGGAGAAGAAGCUGAGUGGACUCAACACGUAUGAUAUCGCCGAGGAGCUGGUGAAGACCAUGGAUCUUCCUAAAGGAGUGCAAGGUGUGGGUCCGGGAUACACGGAUAAGACGCUGCUCUCGGCUCUAGCGAGCGCCCUGCACACCAGCUCGGCUCCCAUCACCGGUCAGCUGUCGUCCGCGGUGGAGAAGAACCCCGGGGUCUGGCUCAACACCACACAGCCUCUGUGCAAAGCCUUCAUGGUGACGGACGAAGACAUCAGGAAGCAGGAGGAUCUGGUGUACAGCGUGAGGAAGAGGCUGGAGGAAGCGCUCAUGGCAGACAUGCUCGCACACAUCGAGGAAGUCUCCACUGAGUCCAGAUCUCUGAAGGAAGAGUCCAGCGACGAGGAAACGGAGUCCGUUUAGCUGAAUGAGAUCGAUCUGGACCACGGUUUUCUUCCUCCUCAGACCCAAAGACUUGAGCUGAUCUCUAUGCAGAAACUCUCCUGCUGUGAAUCUUUGUUUUACUCUAACAUUUUAUAAAACUAAACUCACUGUUUUCCUGGCUUUUCUGUAUUUGUGUACAGUGCCUUUAAUGUUUGGCUCCAUCAUGUCCGUGAGGUUUGGGUUUGUCCACAAGUCCAGGUUGUUUUCUUUUAUUCAGGCAUCAUAAGUUAAGUUUUGCACUUGUCUUUUUUUUUAUAUAUAUAUAUAUAUAUAUAUAUAUAUAUAUUUACAAACGAAAACCAUGUUUUUAUGAACGAUUAUGGAAAUAAUCUAUUAGUACAUAUUGGUUUGCAAUGGCUGGUACAAACAAGGUGCUCGAUUCUUCCUGGUUGCUUUCUGUUUUAGCUUUUGUUACAGUGCUAUUUGAUAUAAUAUGUGUCUCUGGAUUACAAAAGCAGUCUUGAGUCUCUGGGAUAUAUUUGUAGUAAUAGCCAGCAAUACAUUGUAUGGGUCACAAUUAAUCAUUUUUCUUUUAUGCCAAAAAUCAUUAGGAUAUUAAGUAAAAAUCAUGUUCCAU